This is a messenger RNA of Periconia digitata, 807 nucleotides long. NCBI's taxonomy places the organism in Eukaryota, Fungi, Ascomycota, Dothideomycetes, Pleosporales, Periconiaceae. The record is from the annotation of a GenBank genome assembly.
AUGAUGGACUCAGAGUUCAUUGGCUGUCGCAGAUUGAACAAGGCUAUGCUAGUCGCUUGUCAUUGUUGCACAGCAUAUGCCACACCGGCUUCUCACGACUUCUCUAUCAUACUUGACUCAGCCGCAAAAAACAUCAUAUUCUUCAUCUCCGCGGGCUUCUACCCCUCUGAUCCCCGACAUAUUCACACGACGAUCAUGUCGCUCCUUGGACGAGCCUUAGUUGCUGUUGACGGACUUGGUCAUGUAAUGAGCAAACACGUCGGUCCAGUCGCCGGCGAGGCUUGGAAGCAUCUAGAUAAUGUUGGCCAGGAAGUUUCGAAACAAUUCGUGAAUACAGCGCCCGUGGUCUAUCAGCAUCUCGAAAGUACCGGACAAGAAGUGCGCAAACGUGUUGGAGGAGCGGCUACGCAAGGAAAAGAUUGGAUCGUUCAACACCCUGGAGAAACGGCUGGAAUCGCAGCCUGCGUACUUGCUGCACCUGUUGCUAUCGCUGUCACGCCCUUUGCACUUGGUGCUGCGGGCUUUACUAGCGGAGGGGUUGCUGCUGGGUCUGCUGCCGCUGCCGCUCAAGCCGGUAUAGGGAAUGUUGCUGCUGGAAGUGCUUUUGCUGUUCUUCAAAGUGCUGGAGCCGGCGGAGCCGGCCUUGCUACCGUCAACGCUGUCGUUGGCACGGGUGCUACAGCCGCCGCCGCUGGUGCUGCCGUCGCCCCAUCUCUUGUCAAGGCUACACGUGAAGAUCAGAGUGAUGAAGACGAGGAAAAGAGUAAAGAUAAGGACCACAAUCAGAAGAAUUCGGCCAAGCUCUAG